Neolamprologus brichardi is the source of this 1613-nucleotide messenger RNA. The record is from RefSeq and is a predicted model, not a curated record. NCBI's taxonomy places the organism in Eukaryota, Metazoa, Chordata, Actinopteri, Cichliformes, Cichlidae.
CAGUGCUGUGAAGAUGGCGGCGUACAGUCGCGCUCAGCUGCUGCUGCUGUUGUCGUCCGUGUGCCUCUGCAGUUUCGGCUCCGUCCUCGGCUUGAAGGCUGCCAGCGGCCCGGCCGAGCUUCACAACCCGCCCGUCCUCAGACCUGCUGAUCCGCCGGCGAAGGAUGCACCUGCAGCCGCAGCCGCUGGGGCCUCACAGCCUCGAAGGGCGACCGGUUGGAAGCUGUCGGAGGAGGAGGCCUGCCGGGAGGACCUGACCCGCCUCUGUCCCAAGCACACCUGGACCAACAACCUGGCAGUGCUGGAGUGUCUGCAGGACCGCAAAGAGGAAAUUGAUAUUGCUCCUGACUGCAACCAUCUUCUGUGGAACUACAAACUCAAUCUAACCACAGAUCCAAAGUUUGAAUCUGUGGCCAUGGAGAUUUGUAAGAGCACCAUCACUGAGAUAAAGGAGUGUAAUGAGGUGGAGCGAGGGAGGGGAUACCUAGUGUCCUGCCUGGUGGAUCACCGUGUUAACAUCAGUGAGUACCAGUGUAACCAGUAUAUCACCAAGAUGACCAGCAUCAUCUUCAGCGACUACAGGUUGAUCUGUGGCUUCAUGGACAAAUGCAAAGAAGAUAUCAACAGCCUGCGCUGCGGCAGCAUCAACAUAGGACACAAGGACAUCCACUCCCAGGGUGAAGUGAUCGCUUGUCUCGAGAAGGCGUUAGUGAGGGAGGUGGAGCAACAGGAUCGUGCUCAUCCAAUCAAAGAGGAGUGUCAGAAAGCGAUCCUGCGGGUGGCGGAACUUUCCUCGGAUGACUUUCACCUCGACAGACACCUUUACUUCUCCUGCCGAGACGACCGCGAGAGGUUCUGCCAGAACGUAAGGAGGCACUACCGCUGCUUGCAUGAUGUUCAUGCUUCCGGGCAUCCGGUCAGCGGAGAAUGCCAGGGGGAGAUGCUGGACUACCGGCGGAUGCUGAUGGAGGAUUUCUCUCUCAGUCCGGAGAUCGUGCUUCACUGCCGGACGGAGAUCGAGGCCCAGUGCUCCGGCCUGCACCGCAAAGGCCGCACACUGCACUGUCUGAUGAGAAUCGGUCGCGGUGACCGGAGCAAUGCCAUGGACAGCGUCUGCCAGAACGCUCUUCAGACUCUGAUCCAGUCUGCUGAUCCAGGAGGCGACUAUCGGAUCGACCGGGCUCUCAACGAGGCCUGCGAGUCCGUUAUCCAGACUGCCUGCAAACACAUCCGCAAUGGAGACCCAAUGAUCCUGUCAUGCCUGAUGGAGCAUCUGUACACAGAGAAGAUGGUGGAGGACUGUGAACACCGCCUGUUAGAGCUUCAGUAUUUUAUAUCCAGAGACUGGAAGUGAGUGUGCCCGCUGAUGCUGAUGGGAAUGCGACAAAUCGGCAUUGUUCAGCUGUAGAACUUUCUCUGGUGUUUAAGCUUGUUUUCCUGGUUUAUAUUAAGUCCAGCUAGAUAGUUAGCCUCUUUUUUUUAUCAGCACACAAAAGACGUCGUGGCCUGGUAGAAAUGAUCAUGAGGGUGACUUUACUUGUGACGCAGGAGCCAAUGCUAUUAGUACGUUCCCUGCCACUACAUUUCAUUCCCCACAUCCUGUAUAAGGUUAU